AUGGCUCUUCAGAGGGGGCAGGAGAACUAUUCUCCACUACAAAAGCUUGGAAGUCCAUAUCAGAAGAUUCUGGAGAACUUUGAGAGGGUGUAUACACCACACCAGGAGUUGGCCAUAGAUGAGGGCAUGAUACCUUGGCGAGGGAAUUUGCAUUUCAGAGUUUAUAGUCCAGACAAACCAACAAAAUAUGGCAUAAAGGUGUACAUGUUGUGUGACUCGGCAAAUGGAUAUUGCUCAAGGCUAGAGCUGUUUACUGGGAGGGAGUGUCGACCUGUGCCCUCAGAAUAUGGAGUGACCUAUGAUUUGGUGAUGCGUCUCAUUCAACCCUACUUGAACAAAGGAUAUAAACUGUUCACUGACAAUUAUUUCACCAGUCCUCAUUUGUACUAUAACUUAUACAUGUACUUGAAUGCUACAUUAGCAUGUGGAACUCUACGCAGUAACAGAAAAGGUGUUCCCAGGAUGUUGAGGGAGACUCGUCCAAUUGAUGGGAAUACAGUCACGUUCAACAAUGGAGUUUUGACCGCUGUUAAGUUUGCUGACAAGAAGGAUGUGUACCUUCUUACAACUAUUCAUGAAGGUAUGUUGAUUGACACUUGUCAGAUGAAAUAA
Molecule: messenger RNA, 612 nt
Organism: Pecten maximus
Lineage: Eukaryota; Metazoa; Mollusca; Bivalvia; Pectinida; Pectinidae
Product: piggyBac transposable element-derived protein 4-like
Exons: 1
Coding region: 1-612 (203 amino acids)
Source: RefSeq, a predicted model, not a curated record